This is a messenger RNA of Sphaeramia orbicularis (orbiculate cardinalfish), 4580 nucleotides long. RefSeq names its product myosin IB (gene myo1b). Gene Ontology annotation, cellular component: actin cytoskeleton; plasma membrane; cytoplasm. Gene Ontology annotation, biological process: actin filament-based movement; actin filament organization; endocytosis. The record is from RefSeq and is a predicted model, not a curated record. Lineage: Eukaryota; Metazoa; Chordata; Actinopteri; Kurtiformes; Apogonidae. Gene Ontology annotation, molecular function: microfilament motor activity; ATP binding; actin filament binding. The transcript is spliced from 33 exons. Bases 271 to 3777 code for a protein of 1168 amino acids.
GCUGCAGCCACUCCCUUCGGCCGGUGGACCUCCAGUCCAGUCCAGCCCAGCCCACUCCCAGCUCCAGUCACAGUGCGGGUUCGGUUCAGCCUGUGCGCGGCGCACACAGCAGCGGCUCUGCACUGAACUGAAGGCAUCGGGGACGGGCUCCGGGACGCGCUCCACACUUCGGACAAUCUCCUCUGUGAUCCUACUUUUGUCUGUGGAGAGGAUUUACGACGAGAGGGAGCAACUCUUCCACAGAUAGAGGGGGGGGCACUCGAAGCCAAAAUGGAGGUGAAGACGUCACUUCUCGACAACAUGAUCGGGGUCGGAGACAUGGUCCUCCUCGAACCCCUGUCCGAAGACUCGUUUCUGGAGAACCUGCAGAAACGCUUUGACCACAACGAGAUCUACACGUACAUCGGCAGUGUGGUUAUCUCCAUGAACCCCUACAGGUCCCUGCCCAUCUUCACACCAGACAAAGUGGAGGAGUAUCGUAACAGGAACUUUUAUGAGCUCAGUCCACACAUCUACGCUUUGGCAGACGAGGCCUACCGCUCACUAAGAGACCAGGACAAGGACCAAUGCAUCCUCAUCACAGGAGAGAGCGGGGCUGGGAAAACGGAGGCCAGUAAGCUGGUGAUGUCAUAUGUGGCGGCGGUGUGUGGGAAGGGCCAGGAGGUGAAUAAGGUCAAAGAACAGCUGCUUCAGUCCAAUCCCGUGCUGGAGGCCUUCGGAAACGCCAAAACAGUGAGAAACGACAACUCCUCCAGAUUUGGGAAGUACAUGGACAUUGAGUUUGACUUUAAAGGAGAUCCUCUGGGCGGAGUCAUCAGCAACUACCUUCUGGAGAAGUCGCGUGUGGUGAAGCAGCCGCGAGGAGAGAGGAACUUCCACGUCUUCUAUCAGCUGUUGUCCGGAGCCUCUGACGACACACUCAGGAAAUUGAAGCUGGACCGGGACUUCAGCAAGUACAACUAUCUGAGCCUGGACUCUGCUGCGGUCAACGGGCUGGACGACGCAGCCAACUUCCGGACAGUCAGAAAUGCCAUGCAGAUCGUGGGCUUCAUGGAGGACGAGGUGCAGUCGGUGCUGGAGCUGGUGGCGGCCGUGCUCAAGCUCGGCAACAUCGAGUUCAAGCCGGAGUCGCGCUGUAACGGCACCGACGAGAGCCGCAUCAAAGACAAAAACGAUCUGAAGGAGAUGUGUGAGCUGCUGGGGAUCGAACAGUCGGUGCUGGAGAGGGCGUUCAGUUACCGAACAGUGGAAGCCAAGAUGGAGAAGGUGUCCACCACCCUGAACGUGGCCCAGGCCUACUACGCUCGUGAUGCCCUUGCCAAAAAUCUCUACAGCCGUCUUUUCAGCUGGUUGGUUACCAGAAUCAAUGAGAGCAUUAAAGCACAAACCAAAACCCGACACAAGGUCAUGGGUGUACUGGACAUCUAUGGCUUUGAAAUAUUCGAGGAUGGAGACAACAGCUUUGAGCAGUUUAUCAUCAACUACUGCAACGAGAAGCUGCAGCAGAUCUUUAUCGAACUGACGCUUCGGGAGGAGCAGGAGGAAUAUGUCAGAGAGGGCAUCGAGUGGACCAACAUCGAAUACUUCAACAACGCAAUUAUCUGCGACCUCAUCGAGAAUAACCAGAACGGCAUCUUGGCCAUGUUGGACGAGGAAUGUCUGAGACCCGGGACCGUUACCGACGAGACCUUCCUGGACAAACUGAACACGGUGUGCGCCGAACACCAGCACUUCGAGAGUCGACUCAGCAAGAAUUCAAAGUUCCUGACCGACCACAGCCUGCCACACAACUGCUUCCGCAUCCAGCACUACGCCGGAAAGGUGCUGUACCGCGUGGAAGGCUUCGUAGAUAAGAACAACGACCUGUUGUACAGAGAUCUGUCCCAGGCCAUGUACAAGGCCAACCACAGCCUCAUCAAACAGCUGUUUCCUGAGGGGAACCCAGCCAAAGUCAACCUGAAGAGACCCCCCACCGCCGGCUUCCAGUUCAGAGCGUCGGUGGGCACGCUGAUGAAAAACCUGCAGACCAAGAACCCCAACUACAUCCGGUGCAUUAAGCCCAAUGACAAGAAGGCAUCCCAUAUUUUCACCGACUCCCUGGUCCGUCAUCAAGUGCGCUACCUGGGCCUGAUGGAGAACGUCCGUGUGAGACGAGCCGGCUACGCCUUCCGACAAGCGUACGAGCCUUGUCUGGAACGCUACAAAAUGCUGUGCAAACGGACCUGGCCCCACUGGAGAGGACCGGCAAGGGAAGGCGUUGAGGUGUUGAUGACCGACCUCCAGGUCCCGGCUGAAGAGUUCUCCUACGGCCGCUCCAAAAUCUUCAUCAGGAACCCCAGAACGCUUUUCUUCUUGGAGGAGCGGAGGAGGCAGUGUCUGGAGGACCUGGCCACGCUCAUCCAGAAGAUCUACCGCGGAUGGAAGUGUCGCACCCAGUUCCUGCUGCUGAAGAAGAGUCAGGUCACAGUGGCAGCGUGGUACCGCAGAUAUGCACAACAGAAGAAAUACAAGAGGAUCAAAAGUGCGACUACCGUGGUGCAGUCGUACACCAGAGGAUGGCAGGCUCGUAAACUCCUCAGAGAGCUGAAGUAUCAGAAGCGGUGUGAGGAGGCGGUGACCACCAUCGCGGCCUUCUGGCACGGCACCCAGGCUCGGACGGAGCUGAGACGUCUUAAACAAGAAGCGAAGAAUAAACAUGCUGUGACAGUAAUUUGGGCUUUCUGGCAGGGAACCAAGGCCAGACGAGAGCUGCGUCAGCUGAAGGAGGAGGCCAGGAAUAAACACGCCGUGUCGGUCAUUUGGGCGGGCUGGCAGGGCACCAAGGCACGCAGGGAGCUGAGGAGACUGAAGGAAGAAGCCAGGCGUAAGCACGCUGUCGCUGUCAUCUGGGCCUACUGGCAGGGACUCAAGGUGCGCAGAGAGUAUAGAAAGUUCUUCAGGGCGAACGCAGGAAAGAAGAUCUAUGACUUCACCAUCCAGCGAAUUAUUCAGAAAUACUUCCUAAACCUGAAGAGCACAAUGCCCUCCAUGUCACCGAUAGACAAGAACUGGCCCACCAGGCCUUACCUGUUCCUGGAUGGAGUCCACACGGACCUGAGGAGGAUCUUCCACCUGUGGAGGUGCAAGAAAUACCGAAGCCAGUUCACAGAGGAGAAGAAGGCGGUGUACGAGGAGAAGCUGGAGGCCAGCGAGAUCUUCAAGGAUAAAAAGGCGCUUUACCCGAGCAGUGUGAGCCAGCCGUUUAAAGGAGACUACCUGGAGAUCAGCAAGAACCCCAAGUACCAGAAGCUGAACAGCGCCGUGGACGAGAAGGUCCUGCUGGCCGACGUGGUCAACAAGAUCAACAGAGCCAACGGGAAAGGUACAGCCCGGAUCUUCCUGCUGACCAAGAAGAGCGUGGUCCUGGCCGACCAGAAGACGGGUCAGGUCAAGGCCAGCGUCCCUCUGCCGGACCUCAGCAGCGUGUCCGUCAGCACGCAGACCGACGGCUUCUUCGCUCUCAGACUGAAAGAGGGCUCAGCAUCAGCUGUUAAAGGAGACUUCUUACUAAGCAGCGAACAUCUGAUCGAGAUUAUCACCAAACUCCACCGCGUCGGAGCCACUACCGCAGACAUGGAGCAGCUCAACGUCGACAUCUCCGACGAGUUUCUGGUGCAGUUCAAACAGGACAAAGUGUGUGUGAAAUUCAUUCAGGGAGUCCCCAAGAACGGCAACAGCGUGUCCUGCAAACGCAAGAACAACCGCCUGCUGGAGGUGUCGGUUCCCACCACGCCGUAGUGCAGCUCCGCCUCGCCACUGCUGUUCAUGGGCGCUUAGAUCGGGAAGGGGGGGGGGCAGUCGAACACCGAAUCCCCCCCCCACUCGGCGCCCAUGUCCAACCCAAAAAUCGUCAGUGCAGUUAUUGGACUGGUUGUGUUUUUCUUCCUCUCGUCUCUUCUUUGUCAGAUCUACCACGGCACCUCUAUAUCUGUAACCAUGUGCCACUGAUUUUAAAACCAAACAAAGAAACAAAGCUCUGAUCUGGAACUGGGUCCAACGUUUCACUGGUUUACUCUAAAACUGGGGUAGGAAAAAAAAAAAAAAAGGAAAGGAAAGUGGCGGUGGGCUGCAGAGACUUUUGUAUUAUAAAUGACGAUGAUGGUGAUAAUUGUUCUGUCUGUGUAUCGUAGUCGUCUUCAGAGGGAAGACGUUGGCGACUGGCUCCGGCCUCAACUGGCCUCGCGUCAUCCAUUUUUUUUAAGCAGCACCGACUAAAGACGGCUUAGAAGCGGAGAUGACCCCAGGAGCUUUUGGGUUUGGGAGCCUAUCUAUAAAGAACGUACGUUACUGCACUUGUUUUCACCUCGGCGUAACCAAAAGAGGCGGAAUUUGAUUGUACGUUGUAUUUUCUAUCUAAUUUUCUGAACCAUAGCACAGCGGGUAGUCGACACGCACCAAACGCUCGUCAGAUGUACUUUUACUAGAACGUAGUGGAACCACUUUUGUAUCGGCGAUUCGUACGUGCCAUUCUGACGUGUGCAUCGGACAGAUUUAGAAAAACAAAACAAAACAAAAAAAAAAGGAACAAAAAAAACCAAACA